Grus americana (Whooping crane) is the source of this 7693-nucleotide messenger RNA. It is a transcript of the gene LZIC, whose product is annotated as leucine zipper and CTNNBIP1 domain containing. Gene Ontology annotation, biological process: negative regulation of Wnt signaling pathway. Gene Ontology annotation, molecular function: beta-catenin binding. Gene Ontology annotation, cellular component: nucleus; cytosol; beta-catenin destruction complex. Lineage: Eukaryota; Metazoa; Chordata; Aves; Gruiformes; Gruidae. The record is from RefSeq and is a predicted model, not a curated record. The transcript is spliced from 7 exons. The coding region runs from base 395 to 967 and encodes 190 amino acids.
AGGUGAGGCGGCAGCGGUGGUGGGUCUGGGCAGCGCUCAGGGCGGCCUGCGGGGCCGGGGCGGGCGGCGAGGGCGGCUGCGGCCUCCUGCAGGAGGGGGGCCGGGCGGACUGACCGUCGCGACCUGCGGGCGCGAAGGAGGAAGAGCUGGGCUGGAGCCCUGGCCUCGGGUACAGGCAGCAGGGCUCGGGCACUGCCCCGAUUCCUCCUCGGUUCUCCUCCCCCCCGGGCCUCCUGUUCGCUCUCCUCUCGCACCGUUCCGGCGGGGAGGAUCGCGCUUCCUUCGCUGCCUGCCGGAGCUGUUGGUGUUAGUGCAAACCUCAGAACUUGCUGGUCAGCGGCUGGUGAGCCGGAGUGUAAUGUAACAACUUAAAAUUUUCAUGUGAAAACAGAAAAUGGCUUCAAGAGGAACAACGGAGACCAGUAAACUAAAACAAAACUUGGAAGAGCAGUUGGAUAGAUUAAUGCAGCAGCUUCAAGAUCUGGAGGAAUGCAGAGAGGAGCUAGAUGCAGAUGAGUAUGAAGAGACCAAAAAAGAAACUCUAGAACAGCUGAGUGAGAUCAAUGACUCACUGAAGAAGAUUAUGUCUGGCGAUAUGACUUUGGUGGACGAGCUCAGUGGGAUGCAACUGGCAAUACAAGCGGCCAUCAGCCAAGCGUUUAAAACUCCAGAAGUAAUUCGAAUGUUUGCAAAGAAACAACCAAGACAAUUGAGGACAAGAUUGGCAGAGAUGGACCGAGACUUAAUGGUUGGGAAGUUGGGACGAGACCUAUACACACAGCAGAAAGUGGAAAUCCUGACUGCCCUCAGAAAGCUUGGUGAGGAGCUCACUCCAGAUGAUGAGAUGUUCUUGUCAGCAAAUGCUGGUACAGCCCUGAGCCAGUUUGAGAGAGUCUCCACUGACCUUGGAUCAGGAGACAAAGUCUUUGCUCUAGCAAGUUUUGAAGUAGAAAAGGCAAAACAAUGAAGAGGUGCGUGAGGCUUGUGUCUCUCCAGUUAUCAGCAGCAUUGGACUUCUGUCAUAUUGCAUUUGGUUUUUCUAUUUUUAACAUGUUGAAAAAAAGAAAAGCAAAACAAACCCAUAAAUACCCAAACCGUAAACCUCUUGGGUUCUUAACCAGAAGAUAUGAAGUAAACAGCCUUAAGUGCACUUUGGAACCUUGAUGUCUGUACCCCUUAGUAAUAUCAGCUCUGAGGCUGAACACUAAGCGGUACUCUAAAAACAGAAGCAUGGCAUGACUGUCUUUGGAAAGAAUCAGCUAUUUUGAACUUUGCUGAAUGUGUAUUCACCUAACUAUUAAAACGUAAACUUUUUGCAUGUGGUUGUAGCAAGCAGAUCUUUUUCAGGAGCAGUCCUAAUGAGCAAGUGGUGUUUUGGGUGCUUCUUCACGUUGCUCUCAAGUUGUCUUAAUUUUUGUCUGGACUCCCUACUAAGUAGUUUGUACUGGGAAUGCAUUGAAGCUUUGAAAAAUUGACAUAGUUUAUUUGAAAUGCCAUCUUUCUACAAACUGUUUGCAGAAGAACCAAAAUGAGACUGUAUGCUGAUCAUUGGCCCUUAGCUGCUUGUUUGCUGUGCACAUGAAUGAGUGCCAUUGUGUCCUAGCCUGGACUGACAAACAAUGGGAGCCCUGUAGGGAGGCUUCUGGAGUAAUUUAAUCUUGUAUAUUGAAAUGACAGGGAAUGGCUACAAAAUGGCAAUGAGAAGCCCCUUCUGUGACCUCUUUCUUUAGCUCUGGGUAAAUAACUACAUGCUACCGUUAUUUCCCAGUAUUUCUGAGAUAGCAUGAAAUAGCCUGCAAGUAGAAAUGAGUUUAAAAAGUGGUGGUGGGUGGAGCUCUCAUGACGUGAUCGGCACAAGUGUUGCUCACUGUAUUUAUCAGAUGGUGGUGCUGUGGAGAGGGGAAGGGUCUGUGCCUCCACAGGGAAGUUAGAAUCCUGAACAAUCUCAGGGUGUAGGAGGAUUUAAAAUCUCAUAUUGUUGAGUUUUGAGCUCUGAGUGGGGAGAAACUACUUGGGGCUCUAGAUGUGUUUAACUUCCUGAUAAACUAGUUUUUGUAAAAUCAAUAUUAGGGAUCUUGUUCUUAAAGUACCGGCUGCUUCACCAUUUAAUUCAGGACUUGUUAGCAUUUUCUCUGAGCUGAUCAGAAGUCUGUAUUUCACUGAGAAUUUUUUCAGCUUGAGAAAUGUGCGCUUCAGGUCUGCUCUACCCUUAGUGUAUAUUCAGGCACUGAUCUAAUGAUAUUGGGGGGGAGGGCAAUUCUUAAUUGAAUUUCAUACCUGUUCCCCUUCUUAUUUUACCGCUAGCUAGAGAAAAGUAUACAGCUUCUAGCUGUAAAAAACAUCAUGAAAAAAAAUUAAAUUCUGCAAAAAAGUAAUUUCCCUUUCUGUGCAAAAAGAGUUCAAACAUUAGACAGUUUUGGAUCCUUUGGACUAUAUGUUUUAACAGGGAGUUAGCACUUCCUUUCUUUGGAGAGCUUCAGAAGUGGAGGAAGCGUUAUGAAAUCUCAUUGGCAAAAGGAGCAUUUAGCUGUGAGUGUGUUGACGUGAUAUUAUCUGGCACCCCUCAGAGAAAGUGUGACUUGCCAGUCACAGAUACAGUCAGUUCGCCUUCCCGUAAGGGGGGGCAGAAAUUUAUCAAGAGAAGAAAGCUACCAUUUUCCUGCUUAAACUCCACCAAUUAUCUGUUUUUUCUAAGUGAUAAAUUUAUUUUUCCUUAAAUGAGAACAAAGUACAAUAACCAAAUGUCACAGUAAUUUAUGCUAACUCUCCAGCAAAUGAUGUUAAAAAGAGGUUAAAUAGAGAUCUCUACUUAUAUUGCUAAGGUGAUAGGUGUAUCUUCACAAACAGAUUUUGUGCUGAUUUUAGUGGUUGAGUAUUUUUUUGACAAUGUGUCUUAUUUAAGUUUCAGGCGUAUUUCUGAACUGAUCUGUAAAGUGUGAUCACUGCCAUCACAGUAAGUCUGUUGCUGGAAAGAAAAGGAUGGUGAUAAUACUGAAAGAUCAGAAGAAUUCCUAGGGAAAAAAGUUAUCUUAUUUCCAUCUUGUUAGUGCUUUGAAUUAUAAAAAUUAGGAAAUACAUGUACUGAAAGGCUGAUACUGAAUUCUUUUAGAAUUAGUAAUGGUUUAUAAACCAACUUUUAAACGCAAAUGUUGGGUAGAUUCAGUUCCAUUUCACAGUGGCAUGAAUGUUUUUUGGCAAUGGUGGAGUUGGACCUACGUUUAUCAGCAGCGAAGGUGACCCACUGUUUUGAGGAAUCCUGUGUUAAAUGGAGUCGAACAUCUGUGUUUUACCCAUCUUAUAUAUAUUAGGUUUUUAUAGCUAGACUUGAGCUUCAGUGAGAACUGCCAUUAAAUUGAGUGAGUGGAGUGGAAAUAAUCUUAAAUUUAGAUAGCCUCCUGCAAUGUUAAUCUCAGUGUCACAUAGUAGUCACUUUGAGACUAAGUGGGUAGCAUAGACUAUAAACAGAAAAUUAACAUGAUCAGCAGACUGGGAAGCCUGCCAUACAAGGAAAGGCUGAGAGAACUGGAUUUGUUCAGCCUUGAGAAAAGAAGUCUUAGGGGAGACAUCCUCACCAUCUUCCAGUAUUUAAAGGGCAGCUGCAAAGAAGAUGGAGACUCCCUUUUUAUAAGGAGCCACAUGGAAAAGACAAGGGGUAAUGGGUACAAGUUACUCCUGGGGAGAUUCCAACUGAAUAAGAGAGGAAAUUUUUUCACAAGGAGAACAAUCAGCCAUUGGAAUAAUCUCCCCAGGGAAGUGGUGGAUUUCCUAACAUUGGGCACUUUUAAGAUUCGGCUGGACGGGGUGCUGGGCUACCUUGUCUAGACUGUGCCGUUGCCAAGAAGGGUUGGACGAGAUGGUCCUUGAGGUCCCUUCCAACCCAGUAUUCUAUGAUUCUGUGAUAAUUUAGAUUGCACUUAUAGGGCAUAAAUACUCUAUAAAUAAGCAAGUUCAUCUAAUUGUAAACUAGGACUGGAGUAAACAGAAAAUGUGGGGUGUAGAAUGUAUUUAGCUUUUGUAAACUAGGACUGGAGUAAACAGAAAAUGUGGGGUGUAGAAUGUAUUUAGCUUUAGUAGAUAUCUUUUUGAAAUCUAGUGUUUUAGAAAUGAGAGGAUACAGUGUAUAGACCGCAUAAUUUAUGUCUUUCACUGAUGGAACUUUUUUCUCUUUUUUUUUUUUUUUUAGAAGCUUUUAUUUAGAUGGGGUCUUUUGUCCAUUAUAUCAGAACUGUUUUCCUGUCUGGGGCAGUAUUAUGUUCUCUGACAAAGGUUGAUUGCAGCUUUAUAGCUGACAGUAGCUUAUUAAAAGGCGUUAUUAGACAGUCUAAAAUUAUUGAAAACAAAACAGUCCAUGGGGACUGUAGCUGCCUUCUUUUCCUUGCUGCUCAUUACUGGUGCUAAGUAACUCUUCUCCCCCACACCCUCCAACCUGCUUGCAGCAUUAGUAUGUAAAUUAAAUCUCUCAGCAUUCCCACAGAUCACAGUAAGUUUACAGUACAAUAAUACGGAAAUCUUUUUUCCUUGUAGUUUUAGAGAGGUGUAAAUUUCCAGAACAAACUGUUUUUUAAUGGAUUUGCAAAUACUUCAGGAUUUUUUGAAAGUUUCUGUACUGCAGACAGUUGUAAAAUUCAUAUUAAAUUAAUCCUUGACUGAAUAUCGUUUUAUGUUGUGCUCCUUCUGCUCUUGAAAAGAUCUCUUGUGAUUUAGAUGGACAAAGAUGAGAUUGACAUCAGUGACCCAUAUUAUUGCAAGAUUCAGUAUGCCAAGCCAGACUUCCCUUCUCAAAAGUUGUGAAGGGUCAGAAAGCGUAGCUCUAACCCAGAGGCUGGAUGUGUCCUGCAGAAUGCCCUGACUAUAAAUGGAGUUUAACAAGGAAGCUGUUGCCAAUAUGAAGCUAUUCGUACAUUGACCCUAGCAAAUAAUUAUUAAAGUAACCUACUUGAAGUGGUUAGAUAAAUGUCAGAGGCAUAGUAAGUUAAUUGGUGUGCUGUGCUAAAUAUUUUACCAAAUAAUCCUGGGAUGUACCUCCACUCGUAUCCCAAAUGUUGCUGCAGGGGCUAGAAAAAAGUCCAUAAUUAUUUGUUAUAAUAAUCAUUUGCUCAAAUUAAAACUGGUAACAAAAGAACAACUCCUAAAUGAAAGCAUGGGUUUGUGGUUUAACAUACAAGCUGGUGAUGUUUAAGUUCCAUCCCUGGUUCAGCGUUAGACCCAGGCAGAUCACUUACUCUCUUUUUCUCCUAGAGUAAAAUACGGAUUAUGAUACUUGAGUAUCGAGUGCUAUGAAGUUGUUAUUGAUCAUGCAUUGCUUUGAAGAUUAAAAGUGCUUUGGUUUUGUUUAUCAUUUUACUUCUGAAAUAAGAAUUGUAAAGUACAGGAGCUUUAAACGCAUCAGCAAAGUUGCCCAGGGUUCUUUUUGGCCAUAUACAACCUCCCUUUUUAAUCUUCUUUCUCUAUAGGGUGAAUCUAGUGAUUGUACUGAUCUAAAAGAAAAAGUGUUAGGGAAAACUGAAGCUUCAAAUGCUCUGUCUCUCUUUCUUCUGUCUUUGUCUCCUUGUAUUAUUUCCCUUCUUUGAUCUUGAAUGGAAAAGUAGCAAGUUAUCUUUGUCUUAAAGGAAAAAUACAAGAUUUCUUAAGAGAUCCCUUUGUUCCUUAUGUUACCUUGCCUGUUAAAAUCAAAUUCAUUUUGAUAGAGAAUUCUGUAUUAAUGAUAUCCUACUGACCAGGCAUUUAAGGCUGUAUCAUUAGUGGCUGAAAUGGUAGGCAAAUUAAAAUAAAACCAUUUGGUUUUGUUUCCAGUAUGGCCAUUCCCUUCCUAUACAAGGACAAAUAUAGUUUUUACACUGUAAAGAAAUAAAGUCAGCCUGCAGGCAUCUUUUAGUUCCAUCGUUUUGAAAUUAUCCUCACUAAGUUCCUGAGAAGUCCUUCCUAUUAGGGAAGUGAACUCUUAUUUCAAUUCUAUCUGCUUAGCUACCCGAGAGAGAGGAACAGGAGUGCUCAUAUUGGAGUUUUUCUCUAGGAGUCAUGGAAAAUGUGACACCUUGUCUUGCUAUGAGGUUUUAUGGGUUUUUAACUUUACCUUAAUAGGGUUUUACGCCUGUGAGGGAGAGGGGAGAAUUACUGGAGUUUAUGUUGCCUGAGAUUUCUCUCUCAUAAUUUGUAAACAUCCAAGCGUCCCACCUCAGUCAAGCGGGAGCUACUGAUGUUCAGAACAUCUGAAAAGGUAGCCUAAAGUAUCUGACACUGACAGGAUAAAUAAAAACGUUUCAGAAUAAGUAGUCUCUAAAAUAAGGUCUUAAAAGACAUAAAGACAGACAUAAAGUUAGUGGAUAUAACCGUAUGUAAGGCAUUGCUGUAUCUUGCACUGAAAUAUCUACUAUAAUUUAACAAACUAAUGUGUUAAUGAUAUGUUUAAUAGCAGAUUUCUUUUUAAAACAAGUUCUAAUCCUGUAUACCUUUCUUUAUCUUGCUAUCAUAAUAGUUGGCUGCUUGAUAAUGUGUAGGAUCAUGUUUUCAACAUGCCUCCAAAAAUGGGUCGGUAGUAAUCACAGAUGUACUGAAAACCAUCAGGCAGAACCACCUGCAAAUCCUGUGGACAGAAGUGUUAAUGUCUGGGUAAAUAGCUUUUCUUUUGAUUGUCCAGUUAAUGUCCUUGUAAGGUGAAGAUUGAGUUUAAGUUCUGUAAUGUCGUAAAAGAGUGUGCUUUGCAACUUUGUAAAUAUGAAAUUUAAGCUGGGAACACUUCUGGUUUUGAAUAAAAUACGCAGCUGAGAAGGUUUCUUACCAUACAAACUAAGUCUGGAUUAGCAGAAAAAAAAAAAAGAAAGAUUGUCAUAGUCUUUUUUUACACUAAAGGGCUUUUUUUGUCCAUCCCUCUAAAAUAUCUUUGCAUACCUCCUCACUGCACAGUCUGUAGAAACAUUAAAUAUUGUAACUAAGGCAGCUGAACUAUGUCUUUAAUUUUCUAGUAUACUCUCUCUAAGCUACACAAGUUGUGCUUGCUACUAGUCGUGGAAAUUUCAACCAACUGUUGUGACCCUACAGAAUUUAUUAUAGUGUCCCAAGUAUGCAAAGAGUUGAUUGAUUGAACUGCAUUUAAUUUUUAGGAAACACUGUAAUGUUUCUGCAUCAGAUCAUGAUUUUGAUGGAUUGGAAUUGUCAGACUACAUCUGAAAUAUAAAAGAUUACCAAAAGAAAAAAGAUUCCAAACUAAAACCAAUUCCCUGUUUGGGUACCAUACACAUCUUUGAGAGAAACAAGAGUUUUCAUUAUUGUUGCACGUGGUUAAAUCAGAUGGAUAAUGAAAGCAGGGCUUGUGUGUACAGAUGCUGCUGGGAGUCCUUAAUGAGAGGGAGAUGCCAAAAAAUACAGAGGGACUUGGAGUGUGGAAGGAGCUUUACUGUAAAGGAAUCCUAAAUGAAGGAGCUGAUUAAGAAAGAAUUGGAGAUCAGAGAAGGACAGAGUGAAUUGAGAGAAUUUUUCUAAGUCAAGCAGGGUUUCAGAGAAAGUUUCAUGAAGUUUUGCCUUACUACAACAAACAGCAGCCUUAUUAAAGAGGAGAGAUUAGAAGCUAUUGAAAAGAAAAAUCCAUUUAAUCUCUUAGAUGUUUAUAAAACAAUAUCCAAUCUUUAUAUAAUACUUGUAAAAAUGUUAGAGAGACUUAACCUUUAGGUAAUAAAACUUCCUACCAUUCCCCUGC